CCUAAAUUAGCAUCCGAAACCUGGAGUGGACAAAACUCAUAACAACUGCAUGUCUGAAUACCUGAUAUGACAGUUCAGUUAGGUACCUAUUAUACCAUUUCUCUGGUGAAGGCUAUUCAGCAGUGGUGACCUCUUCCAAUCGAACACUCUACAAAUUAUUAUCUCUGGACUCCCAGCUGACACCCUGCCAGAGGCUAGAGCUACUGAGCCAACUGGAAUUGUACCUGUUUUCUUGUCAAGGUUUUUUCUUACACAGGGAAAAAAGAAAAGAUGAAGUUGGGCAGAGUGGAGUUCUGCCAUUUUUUGCAGAUAAUAGCUCUUUUCUUGUGCCUUUCUGGGAUGAAUCAAGCAGAACUUUCAAGGUCCAGGUCAAAGCCCUACUUUCAAUCAGGGAGGCCGAGAACCAAGCGCAGCUGGGUGUGGAAUCAGUUCUUUGUGCUGGAGGAAUACAUGGGUACAGACCCUCUCUAUGUAGGAAAGCUUCACUCUGAUGUUGAUAAAGGAGAUGGCUCCAUCAAAUACAUCUUGUCAGGCGAAGGGGCAAGUUCCAUUUUCAUUAUUGAUGAGAACACGGGGGAUAUUCAUGCUACAAAGAGGCUGGAUCGGGAAGAGCAGGCCUACUACACGCUCCGAGCACAAGCACUAGAUAGGCUGACUAACAAACCCGUGGAACCAGAGUCGGAAUUCGUCAUUAAGAUUCAGGACAUCAAUGACAAUGAACCAAAAUUUCUGGAUGGUCCUUAUACGGCGGGUGUUCCUGAAAUGUCUCCUGUGGGUACUUCUGUGGUGCAAGUAACAGCCACUGAUGCAGAUGAUCCUACGUAUGGCAACAGUGCUAGAGUGGUUUACAGUAUUCUGCAAGGACAACCUUACUUUUCUGUGGAGCCCAAAACAGGUGUUAUCAAGACUGCUCUCCCCAACAUGGAUAGGGAAGCUAAGGACCAAUAUCUACUUGUCAUUCAAGCAAAGGAUAUGGUUGGGCAAAACGGUGGACUAUCUGGGACCACAUCUGUUACUGUCACAUUAAUGGAUGUCAAUGAUAACCCACCCCGCUUUCCACGUAGGUCAUAUCAGUAUAAUGUUCCAGAGUCCUUGCCUGUGGCUUCAGUGGUGGCCAGAAUAAAAGCUGCAGAUGCUGAUGUGGGAUCUAAUGCUGAAAUGGAAUAUAAAAUUGUGGAUGGUGAUGGCUUGGGAGUUUUCAAAAUUACUGUUGACAAAGACACACAGGAAGGAAUCAUUGCAAUUCAAAAGGAGCUGGAUUUUGAAGCAAAGACAAGCUAUACCCUGAGGAUAGAAGCAGCAAAUCUGCAUAUUGACACUCGGUUUCUAAGCCUGGGACCCUUUAGUGAUAUGACAACAGUGAAGAUAAUUGUAGAGGAUGUGGAUGAACCCCCAGUUUUUACCUCAAGAUUAUAUUCCAUGGUGGUGUCGGAAGCAGCAAAGGUUGGCACCAUCAUUGGAACGGUAGCAGCCCAUGACCCAGAUGCCUCAAACAGUCCUGUCAGGUACUCAAUAGAUCGAAACACUGACCUGGAGAGAUAUUUCAAUAUCGAUGCCAACAAUGGAGUCAUUACAACUGCCAAGUCUUUGGAUAGAGAAACUAAUGCUGUUCAUAACAUCACUGUCUUGGCUAUGGAGAGUCAGAAUCCAGCACAGAUUGGAAGAGGUUAUGUGGCUAUCACUAUCCUUGACAUUAAUGACAAUGCUCCUGAGUUUGCCAUGGAGUAUGAGACCACUGUCUGUGAAAACGCUCAACCUGGCCAGGUUAUCCAGAAAAUCAGUGCUAUUGAUAAAGAUGACCCACCCAACGGCCACCAGUUCUACUUCAGUUUGACAGCAGAGGCAGCAAAUAACCAUAAUUUUACACUGCAAGAUAACAAAGACAACACUGCAACAGUGCUAACCAGGAGAAAUGGAUUCCGGAGACAGGAACAGUCUGUUUUCUACUUGCCAAUAUUCAUUGUGGACAGUGGCUCUCCUUCGCUUAGUAGCACUAAUACCCUCACCAUUAGAGUGUGUGACUGUGAUGCAGAUGGCAUAGCUCAGACUUGCAAUGCAGAGGCAUACAUCUUACCUGCAGGACUUAGCACUGGAGCACUUAUAGCCAUACUUGCCUGUGUUCUGACAUUGCUCGUGCUUGUCUUGCUGAUUGUUACCAUGCGACGACGGAAAAAAGAGCCACUCAUUUUUGAUGAGGAGAGAGAUAUCAGAGAAAACAUAGUCAGAUACAUGAAGGAAAUGAAGCAUGGAAAUGGAGAAAUUACAGUAAAGCAAUCGAGCCCACCGUUCAUCUCGCAGAAAGGAGCACAGCUACAAGGACACCGUCAUUCUUCUGAGCCAUUACAAAGUCUGAGACAUAUGAAUAAAGUAUUUGUACAUCACAUUUUUGAAAGAACACUACAGAGGGGUUGGGAGUGUCUUUAUGCAAGAUUUAAUUUUCAAGGUGACAUGUCCUAUAUGCUCCGGAGACUUUAAAGACCCUGCUUUUCCCCCUUCUCUUUUGCUGCUGAUGAAUCACAGUAAAAGGCUAUUUUAAAUUUCUUUCAUAUGCUAAGUAAUGUAAUAUUAUUAACUCCAGAAUCCAUCUUUAGAUCCUGAUGCACACAAGUAUUUUCUCCAAAGGAGUUCACUUCACAAUACAAAAUUUCUACACUGGUUCAGGCGUGCCAAAAUAGGACAAUUGCUGUCAGUUAAAAUACUGUAUGAUUUUGAAGUAGGAUUUCUUAGAAUAAGACAACUUUUUAUGAUUCUGACAAUAUUUAUAUGUCAUCUUUCAUGAUUUAUUAUUAGAUAAUAAGGCAAGUAAAAACUGUUUUCUUUUAGUAUUCUUUCAGAUUUUUUUUUUAAGAGAAUUUGUAGGUGACUUCCUAGAUAAGAAUCUGAUCCUGCAAACUUUUCAGUGUGGUUUAAUUUUCUGUGACUUGAUGUUAGUAGGGCAAUUCACAGGAAUGCACAAUUGUUUGCAGGACUGGGCAUGUGUCUGCAGAUCGUAGGCACUCCGUAGGGGAUGCUGCUUACUCUGAAAGUGCUUCUUUCUGAAAAGGGGAUCCUUGUAUAAUUUCUAACAUAUGGAUUAUACAAGGAUGGGGGUAAAUAUCCUUUAAGGCUUUGUAAGUCUUGCAACCCAGCAUUAUCAAUUACCUAUGUGAAAGUGGCCUUCAGUUUCAUCCAAAAAAUGUAAUAAUUUGCAACACAGUUCUUUAAUUUGGGUUAUAUUUUGGUAGACAGUCAUUAUUUCAUGAUUUAGUAGAUUUUCUUCUAAUUGUAUUAAAUAUAUAAAUAUAUAUAUAUAAAUAUAUAUAUAUAUAUAUAUGACCAAUUUUGUAAUGGAACUGAAAGAUAUUGCCCAUGACUUUUAGUCAUAUAUGUAAGAUUUUCAAUAAAAAAGUGGGAAAAAAGGAUCAAGUGUAUGUAGUUCAAUAAAAGCCAGAAGUGCAGCAGCAGUUAAGUAGGUACUAAGUCAGCAAAGUGCUGAAAGAACAGUUUUAUAAUAAUCUUGUGUUGUUUGCAGGAAGAUAACAUAAUUCAUGCAUUUGGAUUAUGAUGGCAAAAGUGCUGAUUUUAGCACAUAUCACUCAAAGGUGAUUUCAAUUUAAGUAAACAUCACAACUGCCUUGCUUUUCCCAUUUUAUAUUUUAAAACAAUUAUACCCUUCUCUUAUGAAAUAUAUGUUGGCUUUGCUCUUGUUUGCUGUACGAUAGAUAUUUAUUCCAUUUUUUUGCAUGUAUCCAUUUUCUACUACACAUUUGAAGGUGAUUCAGAAACUCGACUAUUAUUGGCUUUUUGGCUGGGUAUAAAAUUGGUAAAAAGGAGGGAAGGAGGGAGGGAAAUCCCUCAUUUUUUAUGAGAGAUGUUUGUUAUACAUGAUAAAUAUAAUGCAAAAUU
Gavialis gangeticus (Gharial) is the source of this 3885-nucleotide messenger RNA. Its product is annotated as cadherin-7. The transcript is spliced from 13 exons. Lineage: Eukaryota; Metazoa; Chordata; Crocodylia; Gavialidae. Gene Ontology annotation, cellular component: plasma membrane; adherens junction; catenin complex. Gene Ontology annotation, biological process: cell-cell junction assembly; homophilic cell-cell adhesion; calcium-dependent cell-cell adhesion. Gene Ontology annotation, molecular function: cadherin binding; calcium ion binding. Bases 271 to 2475 code for a protein of 734 amino acids. The record is from RefSeq and is a predicted model, not a curated record.